Monomorium pharaonis (pharaoh ant) is the source of this 559-nucleotide messenger RNA. RefSeq names its product putative odorant-binding protein A10. The transcript is spliced from 2 exons. The record is from RefSeq and is a predicted model, not a curated record. The coding region runs from base 1 to 363 and encodes 120 amino acids. NCBI's taxonomy places the organism in Eukaryota, Metazoa, Arthropoda, Insecta, Hymenoptera, Formicidae.
AUGGCUCGGCUCAGCUUCAUCGUAACAAUCAUCGCCGUUACAUUGGCGUGCGUACUCGCGGAAGAGUAUGUAGAGUUGUAUUCGAAUCGGUACGACGAUGUCGAUAUCGAAGGAAUUUUGACAAACGACAAACUGCGAAUGCAAUAUUACCAGUGCUUCAUGGGCACCUCACCGUGCAAGACUGCAGAUGCGAAAUUCUUUAAUGAUGUCAUAGGUGAAGCUCUACAAACUCAAUGCAAAAGGUGUACCGAAAAACAAAAACAUCUUUUGGACCGCCUUGCCGAAUGGUAUACAGCGAAUGAUCCCGAACUAUGGGAAGCCUUUAUUCAUAAAACUAUAGAGGAUGCACAAAAGAAAAAUUAAAGGACUUGGCCUGGUGAUAAUGAAUGCUAAUAAAACUUUGACAAAGUAAUGAAAUGGCAAUUACCUAAAAAGUUAUUCUUUAUAUCUGGAAAUUUAAUUUUAUUGUUCAGAGAAGAAAUUCAUGCUGUAAAUAAUUUUGGAGAUAUUGUAUUGUAGUACUAUAUAUUAUUGGAAUAAAUAUGUAAAAUAAAUUCAA